Ipomoea triloba (trilobed morning glory) is the source of this 1128-nucleotide messenger RNA. RefSeq lists its product as uncharacterized. Lineage: Eukaryota; Viridiplantae; Streptophyta; Magnoliopsida; Solanales; Convolvulaceae. The record is from RefSeq and is a predicted model, not a curated record. The transcript has 5 exons. Bases 1 to 1128 code for a protein of 375 amino acids.
AUGAGUUUUACCUUAGUUGAUCUUGGUCGACUGGGAUAUCGUGAUGAACCGUUUAUACUUGCAUCUCAAGCUAAACAAGUCUUCUAUGUUUCUGAUCCAAUUGAUAGUAAGUGGUCAAUUGUCUUGCAAGGGAAAAGAAGUAUUGUUGGUGUUGGUGAUGUUGAGGAUGAAGAAGAAUAUGACCACUUUGAUGAAAUCCCACCAUUUUCUAUUGAAAAGCCAGUUGGUGGGCUUUUAGAAAUUGAGUUUGAUGAUGCAUGUAGGCCUAUUGGCCCAAAUGCAAAGGAUUUCUCAAACUACCUAGGCAGUUUGGUUCGUCAUCAUGUGGAUAUUAAUAUCACAGAUUGGCCUCGCGUCCCCCACGGAGUUAGAGAACAAAUUUGGCAUGAUCUUAAGAAAGAGUUUAAUAUCCCAAAUGAAGAUGUAAAGAAAAAUAUUCUGAGGAUUGCGGGGUUGCGUUGGAAAGAUUUCAAGACAAGAUUGGUGCGGGACUUCAUCAACAAAAAGCAUCAUAAAUAUAACUCUCCCGUUGAGUUAUAUACUUUCUUGGAUGAAGAAAAAUGGAACACAUUUGUAGAAAAUCAUAAAACUAAGGAGUUCCAGGCCAAAAGUCGGAAAUAUAGGGAGUUGCAAGCUCAAAAUGAGCAUCCUUACUACUUAGGCUCCAGAGGUUAUAUUGGAAAGCAGUCUGAGUGGAUGUUGUCUGACCCAUUGUCUUCACAAUCUUCCUGCGCUUCUAUUAUAUCGAAAAUAGCAGCAUGUGAUCGUAGCUUGGAUUGGAUCGAGAAGUGUGAAGAGAUGUCUCAAGGAUCAUUCCAACCUGCCUGUCAAAAUGAUAUAUUAUCAGCAGCUCUGUGCACUAAUGAGCACGGUGGCUAUGAGAGAGGCGUUGGAGUGCAUACCAAGAUCCAGGAUAUGUUUGGUAUGCCUAGCCGUGGGAAAUCAUCUGGGGGUGUUUCAGGUGUUGAUCUUGAGACUAUGGAGAAAAAUCUUUAUGACAAAUUGGCUGAGAAAAUAAGAAAAGAAACAAGGGAAGAAAUGGAGGAAAAGUUUAAGGAUAUGCAAUCUCAGCUCCAAUCUUUUAUGAAGAAUGCACAAGCUAGUCCAAGGUUAGGCACAUCGCUUUAG